GACAACUGGGAAAUCUCCCGCAACAAACUAACAGGUGUCCUCCUCCUCCGCUAUCAGAUCCACAGUCACAUCAUCGGGGGGGCUGCCUGUCCGCGCCGCAGAUCCUCUCCCUCAACCGAUCCUCACGCGUUCCUUUACUUUAUCUGACCUCACAAUUUCCAGGAAAUUACUUGAAAAUAUCUAUCCACAAAUGAUGCACUCGGCACAGAAAGACACCACAUACACCAAGAUCUUUGUGGGAGGUCUUCCUUAUCACACAACGGACUCAAGUCUCAGGAAAUAUUUCGAGGUAUUUGGAGACAUCGAGGAGGCUGUUGUCAUCACUGAUCGACAGACGGGGAAGUCCAGAGGUUAUGGAUUUGUGACCAUGGCAGACCGGGCCUCUGCUGACCGAGCCUGCAAGGACCCCAACCCUAUAAUAGAUGGCAGGAAAGCCAAUGUGAACCUGGCCUACCUGGGGGCCAAGCCAAGGGUGAUACAGCCAGGUUUUGCAUUUGGUGUGCCUCAGAUCCAUCCAGCUUUCAUCCAAAGACCUUAUGGAGUCCCUGCCCACUAUGUCUACCCUCAGGCCUUUGUCCAACCCAGCGUGGUGAUCCCUCAUGUACAACCUUCUGCUGCUACAGCAACAGCUGCUGCUGCCACUUCCCCAUACCUUGACUAUACUGGAGCCACUUAUGCCCAGUACUCUGCGGCUGCCACUGCUGCCGCCGCCGCUGCUGCAUAUGAGCAGUAUCCAUACGCGGCCUCACCAGCACCAACAAGCUACAUGACUGCAGCAGGGUAUGGAUAUGCUGUCCAGCAGCCACUCGCCACUGCUGCCACCCCAGGAGCUGCUGCUGCAGCUGCCGCCUUCAGCCAGUACCAACCUCAGCAGCUCCAGACAGAUCGCAUGCAGUGAAACCAUGACAACUGCCUUAAAGAAGGAAUGCAAGGGAGGUCACUUAAUCCAUAAAGGGAGAUUGUUAGGAGGGGGAAAACCAGAGGGGCUGAAUGAUGGUUGUCAUUCCCAGGUUUUAACUUAGCAGUCCUUCAACCAAAGAGCCUGAACAAAAUCACCAAAAAUGUGGAGACAAAUGAGGAAUUACUGCAUAUUUUAUUGAAGUGAGAUCAGUAUUUUCUCACUACUUAAUAAAUAAAUAAAUAAAUAAAUAAAUAAAUAAAAAAUAUAUAUAAUAUAAAUAAAAUUAUUAUUUAUAAAUAAAUAAAUAAAAUUAUUAUUUAUUUUUUUCAGCAGGAAAAUAUUUAAUGUUAAUUGAAGUAGACUCACUGGACCUCAUAUCAACCAUUGCUGAAUUUUGUGUAUAUAUACUGCAGUGGAAUUUCUGUAAAAUUCCCAAGUGCCUUCACGUCUUAUGAUCAGGUUUCUUUCCCACUUCCCUCCAAACCAAGACACUUAUGCGUACAUAUGACAACAAUUUGUUGCGUUGUCAUGCAGUUUUCAGUAUUUCAUAGUUUUGGACCAGUAUUUUGUUAAAAGCUAUGCAGACAUUGGGAUAGAUUUCAUUGUUUUGUUAGGAGUGUUCUCUAUUUCUCUCUCUCUUUUUUUUAUAACUAUUUGACGUGAGAUAGAUUAGACACCCUCAAGUAGUUCCCUUUAAAAUAUAUUUUCUUGAUCGUACAUGAGACAAAAUGCUGAAGUGACAGCUGAAGCUGGUAAGAGCACUCACCCUUCUUCCCUUCUAAAUUGCACCUCAUGUAAACUCGGCAAAGGGAAGAAGAUGAAUGUGAAUCUUUCAUUAUGACAAAAUGUUUCAUUAUGCGCCUUUUUAAAUUAUGCUAUUUAUGUAUUUAUUGUGGAGCCUUACAGUAAUAAUCCCUUUAUUUUUUGUCCAUGCGUUAGUCUAGCCUACUGUAGAACAUGUCCUCAUGUGCUGCUGCAUAAUGAGAAAGAGAGCAUGUGAUGGAUGUUUAAACUUGGCUUAACAAAGUGAUCACUGUGUAUAAAGAACAAAUAUGAGUGGAAAGGUAGCAAUAAGUCCAAUACAUUUUCUGUUUUCUGUAGAUUUCAUGUUUUUGUCUCAAAUAGAUUCUUAAUUCUUUAAUGUUGCUUUUUAUACCUGACCAGUUUGAUAAAGGACGGUGUGAGAACUGUUAACUUUUUAAAAUUUCAACAUUUGAUGUCAUUAGACAUUUAAUGUUUUCUAAUGCAAGGACAUCACCUAUUUCACCUUGUAUUUUGUAAUGCAUGACUCAAAAUAAUGCAAAAAAUUUAAUAUGUGAAAUAAAAGGAAAUUUACCUUCAA
Molecule: messenger RNA, 2243 nt
Organism: Micropterus salmoides (largemouth bass)
Lineage: Eukaryota; Metazoa; Chordata; Actinopteri; Centrarchiformes; Centrarchidae
Gene: rbm24b
Product: RNA binding motif protein 24b
Exons: 4
Coding region: 191-898 (235 amino acids)
Cellular component (GO): cytosol
Molecular function (GO): mRNA 3'-UTR binding
Source: RefSeq, a predicted model, not a curated record